AUGGUGCUGUCGGUGCCUGUGAUCGCGCUGGGCGCCACGCUGGGCACAGCCACCAGCAUCCUUGCGCUGUGCGGGGUCACUUGCCUGUGCCGGCACAUGCACCCCAAGAAGGGGUUGCUUCCGAGAGACCGCGAGCCCGACCCUGAGAAGGCGAGGCCAGGCGUGCUCCAGCCGGCACAACAGUUCAACAUUCAAAAGUCCACAGAGCCUGUCCAGCCCCGUCCUCUUCUGAAGUUCCCAGAUAUCUAUGGUCCCCGGCCAGCUGUGACAUCCCCAGAAGUCAUCAACUAUGCAGACUACACUCUGGGGACCACAGAGGAGUCUGCUGCACCUGCCAGCCCCCAGGCCCAGAGUGACAGUCGCCUCAAGAGGCAGGUCACAGAGGAGCUGUUCAUCCUUCCUCAGAAUGGUGUGGUGGAAGAUGUCUGUGUCAUGGAGACCUGGAACCCAGAGAAGGCUGCUAGCUGGAACCAGGCCCCCAAACUCCAUUUUCGCCUGGACUAUGACCAGAAGAAGGCCGAGCUAUUUGUGACUAGCCUGGAAGCUGUCACCAGUGACCAUGAAGGAGGUUGUGACUGUUACAUCCAAGGAAGCGUGGCUGUCAAGACCGGCUCUGUGGAGGCACAGACGGCCCUGAAGAAACGGCAGCUGCACACCACCUGGGAGGAGGGCCUAGCCCUGCCCCUGGGUGAGGAUGAGCUCGCCACAGCCAUCCUGAGGCUCACCUUAAGGACCUGUGACCGCUUCUCCCGCCAUAGUGUGGUUGGGGAACUCCGCCUGGGCCUGGAUGGAACAUCUGUGCCCCUGGGAGCAGCACAGUGGGGUGAGCUGAAGACCACAGCAAAGGAGCCAUCCGCAGGGACCGGGGAGGUUCUUCUGUCCAUCAGCUACCUCCCAGCUGCCAAUCGCCUCCUGGUGGUGCUGAUUAAAGCCAAGAACCUCCACUCCAACCAAUCCAAGGAUCUUCUCGGCAAGGAUGUCUCUGUCAAGGUGACUUUGAAGCACCAGGCUCAGAAGCUGAAGAAGAAACAGACAAAAAAGGCCAAGCACAAGAUUAACCCUGUGUGGAAUGAGAUGAUCAUGUUUGAGCUACCAGAUGACCUGCUGCGGGCGUCCAGUGUGGAGCUGGAGGUGCUGGGCCAGGGAGAGGGGGGCCCGAGCUGUGAGCUGGGUCACUGCAGCCUAGGCCUGCAUGCCUCAGGCUCUGAGCGCAGUCACUGGGAGGAGAUGUUAAAGAACCCACGCCGGCAGAUUGCCAUGUGGCACCAACUGCACCUGUAG
Molecule: messenger RNA, 1281 nt
Organism: Arvicola amphibius (Eurasian water vole)
Lineage: Eukaryota; Metazoa; Chordata; Mammalia; Rodentia; Cricetidae
Gene: Syt13
Product: synaptotagmin 13
Exons: 6
Coding region: 1-1281 (426 amino acids)
Biological process (GO): cellular response to calcium ion; regulation of calcium ion-dependent exocytosis; calcium-ion regulated exocytosis
Molecular function (GO): syntaxin binding; phosphatidylserine binding; clathrin binding
Source: RefSeq, a predicted model, not a curated record